UCCCGUGAUUCCAGGAGCUGGGGCUUUAAGAAAGACACCAAGUGUCACCAGAGCUGCAACACUGGACGAGUGGUGUCCCUUAAACCAGGAAACACAACACCACUGACAAUCCAGUUUUAAUAAUAAAGACAACACAUUUCACCAAAAGAAUGAGAAAACUUUCACCUGUUCAAUCAAGGUCACUAUGAAGGCUCUGUAUUGUCAGCAGAAUUCAGCUGGAGAGGAAAUUGCAUUUGUCUUCCAGGAAAGGGAAAAUCUUCCUGUUACAAGAGACAAUGAUGUGAAAAUACAGGUUAAAGCCUGUGCUCUGAGCUGGACAGAUAUAAAGCUUUUAUCAGAAAUGAAGAUGAAGAAAGAAUUUCUACCUGUUGGGAGGGAAAUUGCUGGAGUGGUAUUGGAGGUUGGAAGCAAAGUGUCCUUCUUUCAGCCAGAUGAUGAAGUAGUGGGAAUCUUGCCCCUGGAUUCGGAAGAGUCUGGUCUCUGUGAAGUUGCUCUAGUUCAUGAGCAUUAUUUGGUUCAUAAACCAGAAAAAGUCCCUUGGGUUGAAGCAGCAGGGACCAUUCGUGAUGGCCUACGAGCAUACACAGCCCUACAUUAUCUUUCCCAUGUUUCUCCUGGAAAAACUGUACUAGUAAUGGAUGGAGCAAGUCCAUUUGGUACAAUAGCUAUUCAGUUAGCACAGCACAGAGGAGCCAAAGUAAUUUCUACAGCAUAUAGUCUUGAAGACAAGCAGUACUUGGAGAGGCUUAGACCUCCUGUGGGCACGAGGCAACCUUUAAUUGCUCGAGUCAUUGAUGUCUCAAAUGGUAAGAUUGAUGUGGCAGAAAGCUGUUUGGAGGAAACAGGCGGGCUGGGAGUGGAUAUUGUCCUAGAUGCUGGAGUGAGAUUAUACAGUAAAGAAGAUGAGUCAACAUUAAAACCGCAACUGCUGCCACACAAACAUGAUAUCAUUACACUUCUUAGUGUUGGAGGACACUGGGUAACCACAGAGAAAAACCUCCAGUUGGACCCUCCAGAUAGCCAUUGCUUGUUUCUUAAGGGAGCCACAGUCUCUUUUCUGAAUGAUGAAGUAUGGAAUUUGUCAAAUGUGCAACAAGGGAAGUAUCUUUGUAUCUUAGAAGAUGUGAUGGAGAAGUUAUCAAAUAGUAUUUUCAGGCCUCAGUUGGAUGAACCAGUCCCAUUGUAUGAAGCCAAAGUUUCUAUGGAAAUAGUUCAGAAGAAUCAAGCAAGAAAAAGACAAGUCAUCCAAUUCUGAAGCACAAUUUCCUUGUUUCUAAGACUGGGAGACAGAGAUAUGUAAUAUAUUUGAGAAGUAAAUUGGUGUACAACUUCAAAUAGUUCUGUAGCUAGUGUCUGAAGAUAGUGUCUGGGCUGUGAAUGUUUUGGUACUGAGACUUUUAGUUUCUCUGUAUCAAAUCUAAUAGAAUGAUUCCAUCAACAACUUUAAAGAGAUACCAUUAACUUAAAAAUCACAUCUGUCUGAUUUUUCCCUCCUAUUACUGUUAUAAGUAACAUCUAAGAUUAUUUUGGGGUUAGAGGA
Molecule: messenger RNA, 1540 nt
Organism: Terrapene triunguis (Three-toed box turtle)
Lineage: Eukaryota; Metazoa; Chordata; Testudines; Emydidae
Product: quinone oxidoreductase-like protein 1
Exons: 15
Coding region: 185-1255 (356 amino acids)
Molecular function (GO): oxidoreductase activity
Source: RefSeq, a predicted model, not a curated record